Messenger RNA from Bubalus bubalis (water buffalo), 4295 nucleotides. RefSeq names its product ADAM metallopeptidase domain 8 (gene ADAM8). The coding region runs from base 1286 to 3856 and encodes 856 amino acids. Gene Ontology annotation, biological process: positive regulation of cellular extravasation; proteolysis; regulation of cell-cell adhesion. Gene Ontology annotation, molecular function: metalloendopeptidase activity; cell adhesion molecule binding. The record is from RefSeq and is a predicted model, not a curated record. The transcript has 24 exons. Lineage: Eukaryota; Metazoa; Chordata; Mammalia; Artiodactyla; Bovidae.
UCCUGGCUGGCGGAGGGCUCCCCUGUUGCUGAGCUGCCUGUUGUGCUCCGGGCAGCUCUGUGGGAGGCCGUGCAGCCCCAGCAGCUGGUGUUUUUGCCCAAAUAGGGUCAGGCUGCCUUUGAACUUCUGCUAUCAGGUAACACGCAACACCAGGGAAGAGAAGUACAGUCGCCAGAUGGUCUGGGUGUCUCACACGCGUCGUUUUGUGAUGUGAGCUCAGGGACAGAAGCCACCUCUGCCCCCUGCUGUCACCUGCACCCAGGGCACCCCAGAGUGUGUGUGAGCCUGCCCUGCCCUGUAUUCCUUUUCCUGCCAUUCACUUCCGGGGAAAUGAUGGCCUGGUGAACUUUGACCUCUGGUCUGGAACCACUCGUGAGCACCACACCAUCUCACCUGAGGCCCUGACAUGCCCCGAUGUCUGACCAUGUCAGGGAGCCCGUCCAGAAGGAGAUGUGGGUGCCAGUGGACGGCUCGGCUGCAGGAAGCCUGGGUCCCUGGGUACCAGGCCAAAGGGGCGCAGCCCCACCCUGCAGGACGGGAGGGCAGGACUGGCAGAAACCAGGAGAGCUGCCAGCGGGCAGGCUGCGUCCAGCCGCUGUGCAGGGCACUGAAACACAGUGGCCUGCUCCUGGGCCGCCCACCGGGCAGGCAGCCUCACAUGCACCCUCUCCACAGCGCAGGGUCUCUGCCCAGAGUGAAGCGGCUGCCCCUGGGUGCGCCCUGCGCCAGGCUCCCCAGCAAGGCCUCAGGGCCUGGGGGCAGGGCUGCCCAGGGGCCGCUGGGGCUUUCUGUUCCCAGGAAGCUGGAGGGAUGCCCCGCCAAGAGACCCCCUACACACACACACACACACACACACAGCCCAACUCCACCAUCCCAGCAGGCCCCCGGCAGCCCUGGCCUGUCCCUCACCCUCCUGGGGGACGCAGUGUUGCAGGGUGGCCCGUGUUAGCCCGACCACCUGCCCCUGGUUAAUUCUGCUCACAUUUAGCAAACUUCCCUGUGCUGAGCACUGGCUAUAGUACCCGACCGGAGCCUCAGGGGACUAGCGGGAGACCUGGGAGGCGGUGGGGGCCCCGCCCCUCCCAGUACCCGAGGCGCUGAUUGGCCGCGGCCCAGGGGCUGGUCGCCGUGGGUGGGGCGCGCGGGAAGGAACCUGACUUGAGCGCAAGACGAAUCUCAGUGCAGGCGCAGCUGUGGCGGUACCUGCUCUCACCGCCCUUCCCGGACUCCGGAUCCCUGAGCCCCCGAAGGCCGGCGCGCACCCCACGCCCUCCAGACCCCCGCCAUGCGCGGCCUCGGGCUCCUGCUGUUCGCUGCGCUGGGGCUGCAGGAGGUCGCCCCCGGGGCUGCCCUGCCCCACAUGGAGCAGUACGAGGUGGUGAGGCCCCGGCGCCUGCCUGCACCCCGCGCUCGGCGGGCUCUGCCCUCCCACCUGGGCCUGUACCCAGAGAGUGUGAGCUAUGUCCUGGGGGCCCGAGGGCACACCUUCACCCUGCACCUUCGGAAGAACAGGGACCUGGUGGGCUCGGGCUACGCGGAGACCUACACAGCCGCCAACGGCUCCCAGGUGACAGAGCAGCUGCGGAGACAGGACCACUGCUUCUACCAGGGCCACGUGGAGGGGCACCCGCACUCGGCCGCCAGCCUCAGCACCUGUGCCGGCCUCAGGGGCUUCUUCCAGGCGGGCCCUGCCGUCCGCCUGAUCGAGCCCCUGGCCGGGACCGGGGAGGAAGGGCCGCACGCCCUGUACCUGGCACAGCACCUGCAGCAGGAGGCUGGCACCUGCGGCGUCAAUGACAGCAGCCUGGAGAGCAUCCUGGGGCCGCGGGUGUCUGCAGCCCUCAGACCCCGGUGGUCAGAACCCAGAGAGACCCGCUACGUGGAGCUAUUCGUGGUCACGGACAGCAAGGAGUUCCAGCGGUUUGGGAGCAGAGAGGCCGUACGUCAGCGGGUGCUGGAGGUGGUCAACCACGUGGACAAGCUCUAUCAAGAGCUCAAUUUCCGCGUGGUGCUCGUGGGCCUGGAGAUGUGGAAUGGUGGGGACAAGAUUCAGGUCAGCUCCCAGCCCGAGGCCACACUGGACAACUUCCUGGCCUGGCGGACUCGAGAGCUGGUGGGCCGGCAGGCGCACGACAACGUGCAGCUCAUCACCGGGGUCGACUUCACCGGGACCACCGUGGGACUGGCCAAGGUGUCCAGCAUGUGCUCCCAGAGCUCAGGGGCUGUAAACCAGGACCACAGCCAGAAUCCCAUCGGUGUGGCGAGCACCAUGGCCCACGAGAUGGGCCACAACCUGGGCAUGGACCAUGACGAGAACGUCGCCGGCUGCUACUGCCCCGUGCCGCGGGACGGCGGCGGCUGCGUGAUGGCGGCCAGCAUCGGCUCCCAGUACCCCAGGAAGUUCAGUCAGUGCAGCCGGGCCGACCUGGAGACGUUCGUGGAGAAGCCCCGCACGGCCUGCCUGGUGGACGCCCCGGACCUUGACCGGCUGGUGGGCGGCCCUGUGUGCGGAAAUGGGUUCCUGGAGCGCGGGGAGCAGUGUGACUGUGGCCAGCCCGAGGACUGUCAGAACCCCUGCUGCAAUGCCAGCGCCUGCCUGCUGGCCGAGGGGGCCGAGUGCGCCCACGGCACCUGCUGCCACGAGUGCAGGGUGAAGCCGGCCGGAGAGCCGUGCCGCCCCGCGAAGGACCAGUGUGACCUUGGCGAGCACUGUGACGGCCAGCAGCCCACGUGCCCUGAGGACACCUUCCGGGAGAACGGCACGCCCUGCCCAGGGGGCUACUGUUACAACGGGGCCUGCCCGACACUGGCCCGGCGCUGCCAGCACUUGUGGGGGCCAGGCUCGCGGGUGGCGGUGGAGACCUGCUUCCUCUACAGCAUCUCCAAAGGCUGCAGGGCUGGGGUCCCCCUGCCAUCCAGCAGGGUCGAUAAGUGCGGCACUCUCUUCUGUGAGGGGGGGCAGAAGACCCCGGAACACGGAUACUGCACACUCACCAUCUCCUCAGGCGUUUGCCAGGCUGUCGUCCAGGACGGCAGCACCGCGUACGAGCCGGUGCCCAAGGGCACCAAGUGCGGGGAGGAGCAGGUUUGCUGGGACGGCUUCUGCCGGGACCUCCAUGUGUACAGAUCCAGGAACUGCUCCGCCCGGUGCAACAGCCACGGGGAGUGCAACCACAAGGGCCAAUGCCACUGCCGCCCGGGCUGGGCCCCGCCGCACUGUGCAGAGCCGCUGGCCAACACGCGCGCAGCCCCUGGGAGCCUCCGAACGCGUGUGCUGGUGGGCGUGGGUGCCCUGGUGGUGCUGGCGCUGAUCCCGGCGGGCGUGCUCAUCUACCGCAAGGCCCGGAGCCCGGUCCGAAGGAGGAAUGUGGCACCCAAGACGGCCAUGGGGCUCUCCAACCCUCUGUUCCACGAAGGGCUCAGCAAGCCUGCAAAAGGCGGGGCUCAGGCUCCCCCCGGGGGCUCCCCAGAGCCGACCCCUUACUCCCAGCCCCCCAAGCCCACAGCUUCCUCGGUGACCCCUAAGCGCCCACCCCCUGCUGUAAGCGCCAGCCAUCCCGACAGACUCCAGGCCACCCCCAGAUCUCAGCCUCCAGGCUCCCUUCAGCCUCCAGCCACCAAGGCCAGCCCGCCGUCCCCGCUUCCUGUGUACCCCCCGCAGGCCCUGGGCCAGCAGCUCAGACCCACUCCUCCUGCCAAACCCCUUCCGGUGCUGAAGCCAAAGCAGGUCAUCAAGCCGACCUGUGCUCCCCCGAUGCCACCCGUCAAGCCUGGAGCGAGAGGGGCCCAGCCUGGACCCACUCAGGGAGCUGCCGACCCGAAGGUUGCUCUGAAAUCCCCUGUCCAGAGGAGGUGAUGGGGCCCAAGCUCAAAGCACUCUCAGGGGCAUCUGUGCACCUGUCUGGAUGUUGCCUGUGGUCUUGUGACCUCGCCAGCAGCAGCAGCAGCAGAUGCAGCCGCCUGGCCCCAGGCCCUCCACCCCCUCAGGGCCUGAGUCCUCUCUGAACUGUCCCUAAGGGAAGAGCCAGCUUCUAAGGGCCAAGAUCACUCUUCGGUGUCUCAAGGUCACAGCCUAGGGCCUCUGGACCCGGGACUCCCUGGCUGGGCCCAGGACUCCCAGCUGGGCCAUCGUCUGCUGUCCUGACCUGGGGAAGGAGGUUGGGGGAGGCCAGCCCCUCCUCAACCACGUGUGUUUUCAGACGGCCACUGGUAUCUUAUCUGGGUCCCUGAAAACCUCAGGUGCACCUUCAGCAGGGCUCAAAAGUUUAAUAAAAAGUUUCUAUUUUACGAUUAAA